This is a messenger RNA of Pseudovirgaria hyperparasitica, 792 nucleotides long. RefSeq names its product ras-domain-containing protein. Gene Ontology annotation, cellular component: endosome. The record is from RefSeq and is a predicted model, not a curated record. The transcript is spliced from 2 exons. Lineage: Eukaryota; Fungi; Ascomycota; Dothideomycetes; Acrospermales; Acrospermaceae. Gene Ontology annotation, biological process: regulation of endocytosis. Gene Ontology annotation, molecular function: GTPase activity; GTP binding. The coding region runs from base 1 to 792 and encodes 263 amino acids.
AUGGCACAACCAUGGGACUACAUAGCGAAGAUUGUUUCGCUUGGAGACUCGGGUGCUGGCAAGUCAAGUCUUACAGUGCGACUUUGUGAAGGACGCUUCUCUCCACACCACGACGUGACAAUUGGAGUCGAGUUUGGAUCACGAAUUGUUCCUGUUGGACCUCCGGCAUCCCUAACCCUCGGCAUAAAUGAUCCUACUCCAAAUGGCCAAAGCACCAAACAGAACGGACCACAGAAACAUAUGAAGUUAUCAUUAUGGGAUACUGCCGGACAAGAGACGUACAAGUCGAUAACACGCUCGUAUUUUCGUGGAGCAUCCGGUGCCCUGCUUGUCUUCGAUAUCACUCGACGUCAAACGUUUCUUUCGGCUACAUCAUGGUUGAAUGAUCUACGACAUAUCGCCGAGGAAGGAAUCAUCAUCAUACUCGUAGGUAACAAGUCAGAUCUUGCCACCGCAUCGACAGUCUCACCAUCUUCGCCUGCCGACAAGAGCGACCCAUCGCGGACAGAUGAAGCCAACAAGCGACAGGUGACAGUUGAGGAGGCUGAGGCAUGGUGUCGGCAACACGAAGUCUUGCGAUACGUCGAGACUUCAGCUAAGUCUGGCGAAGGAGUUGAAAGAGCGUUCUUGGAGGUUGCGGAACGGAUAUACCAGAACAUAGAAGCCGGCAAAUACGACUUGAAUGAUAGGAGAAGCGGCGUCAAAGGACCAGGAGCUGGUGGUGGCGGCAAAGGGACCGUCAAGUUGAACGACAAUCAUAAGUCUAAAGGUAUGAUGGGUGGAUGUUGCUAA